UCGGGCAGAGAGAGAGAGAGAGAGAGGCGAGCGAGCGAGGACCUCAAGCUAUUGAUGGGGAAACAGGGGAGGGGUGGAAUGAACAAGCACGUAUGGCAGCCAGAGGAAGGGAGGGGUGUGUGUGUGCGCGCCCGUGCACGCGCGAGUGUGUGGGCCGAGGCUCCGGUGAAUGAGGAAGCAGCCGAGCCAUUUUUCCUUUUGAGAAACUGCACGCUGGUCCGCCCGUGCUAGAGAGGCAGCGAGCGAGCGAGGCGAUCAAAGUCCUCCUCCCGGGGUCCUCGCGAGGCCGGCCUUGCGUGCCUCCCCGCUCGCCGCUUGCUUUUCAUUUCAGUUAGGGAGGCCCCCGAAGAGGACACAAUGGAGCGCAGAGCCUUUGGCAACUGGGCCGUUGUACUACUGAGAGGGGGAUGGGGCAGAGAGAAGACCGGUUCACACAGCUAACGCAGCCUGCCGGCUGCCGCUUAGCCUGGCCUCUCCUCCGAUCCCGACCCAGCUCUUCCCGUCUGCCGGGCUAUUUUUUUCCUGGAACAGACAACACCCCCCCACACCCCUCCUCUCAAAACUCCACUUGGACUACGCAAUGGAUUUACCCAUCAUGUUUUGUGGCAUUUUCGGAUACGCACCAUAGCCUCGAGUUUAAAUCUGCGUUCUGGAUGACAGAAAAGGAAAAACAAAGUUUCCUAAUCGCUUUUUAACCCUUCUUUUGGGGAUUGUGGCUUGUUUCCGUGCGCUGGAGUUGAUCUAAAUGGAUUACAAGAUGCAUGCCAAGUCCAACGAUUUGCUGGAUUUCCAAAAACUGGAUGCCCUUCUGGAAAAGAUUGCACAUUCAGUCUCGGUGAAAAGAGAGUCCAGCGAGGAGUGCAAUGGGAUCAGUGGUGCUCUGUCAGUGGAGUCUGUGCCGGGGCCAAGAUUGAACUGGUGCACUGCCAACAGCGCUCCCCCUGCCCCCGCGCCGGGGCCCGAGCCCAUGCCCAACCCCGUCAGGAUGGGGGACGGGCUGGACGCAGCGCAGAUGUCGAGCAGCAGUAGCAGCAGCGGCGGCCAGGGGCAGCCACACAGCGUGGGCAACCCCCCGCCCCCGGAAUACAUCAACCUUGACAGGCCCAAGCGCCAGACCAAUCAGCUGCAGUACCUGCUCAAGGGGGUGGUCAAGUCCCUGUGGAAGCACCAGUUUGCCUGGCCCUUCCAUUUACCGGUCGAUUCUAUCAAACUCAAUCUGCCCGACUACUACACCAUCAUAAAAAGUCCGAUGGACAUGGGAACAAUCAAGAAAAGGCUUGAAAACAGCUACUACUGGAAUGCCCAAGAAUGUAUCCAAGACUUCAACAAGAUGUUUACCAACUGCUACAUGUACAAUAAGCCUUCGGACGACAUCGUCUUAAUGGCCAAGGCGCUAGAGAAGGCUUUCCUCCAAAAGGUCGCCGACAUGCCUCAGGAAGAAAUUGAGAUUGCGGUCAUGACAGGGAAAGGCCGGGGCCGAGGUCGGAGAGACGGCGGUCUCAGCUUGAAACCCGGGGCGAUCAUCGACCCUUCGUCCACCACCCCUCAAACGCGAGGUCUGUCCAACCUCUCGGCGGUGGCUCAGAGCAGAGGACCGGUGCAGGGCCCGCCUUCACUACCUCCUCAGCCUUUAAUGCAGGCCCUCCCGUCCCACGUUCCCCCGACGUUACCGGGCCACGCGGCGUCGCUCGGAGCGCCUUACGCUUUGGGCCAAUUGGAUUGCACUCUUCAAGUUCCCAUGAUGACCUCCGUGCCUCCUCCUGUUCAGACCUCCCUUCCCCCGGCGUCCAUCCAGAGCACCGCCCCCAUGCUGCAAAACCCGAUCACCAUGACCAAACAAAGAAAGAGCCAGAAAAGAAAAGCGGACACCACAACACCCACCGCUAACGACCAGCUCAGCGAGUCCUCGCCGGCCGAGUCCAAGUCGGGCAAGACCCUGCCCAGGCGGGAGAGCACCCGCCCGGCAAAACUGAUCAAAAAAGAGGCACCCGACUCGCAGCAUCAAGUAGCCAUGGGCCUGGGAAUGAGCGGGCCCAGUAGCGGCCACAGUCCCGUCCCGCAAGAUCAGCUGGGCUAUUGCUUAAGUCUGGUCCGGGAGAUGUUGUCCAAGAAGCACACCAUCUACGCCUGGCCCUUCUACAAACCUGUCGACGUGGCCGCGCUCGGCCUGCACGAUUAUCAUGACAUCAUCAAACAUCCCAUGGACCUCAGCACCAUUAAGGCCAAGCUGGAGAACAGGCAAUACCGGGAGCCGCAGGAAUUUGCUGCCGACGUGCGGCUAAUGUUUUCCAACUGCUAUAAAUAUAAUCCGCCUGACCACGAGGUGGUGGCUAUGGCACGCAAGCUGCAGGAUGUGUUUGAGAUGCGCUUUGCCAAGAUGCCAGAUGAGCCCGAGUCCAAGCCGCUCGCCUCCGUCCCGGCACCUCCGCUCCACCACCCCGCCCCGGUGAAACCCCAGCCUCCCAUGGCCCGCGUUGCCUCCUCCUCCGACAGCUCCAGCGAUUCCUCCUCCGAGUCCGAGUCUUCCACCGACGACGUGGAGGAGGAGCGAACUCAGCGGCUGGCGGAGCUCCAGGAGCAGCUGAAGGCCAUCCACGAGCAGCUGGCCACCCUUUCCCAGCCUCAAGCCAGCAAACCAAAGAGAAAAGAGAAGGAGAAGAAGAAAGUUGGCAUGCCCAGCCUCGUCGAGGAGAUCCAGGAUGCCGCACCUGUUUCGCAGCUGUCGAAAAGGACCAAGACGAGUACAAAUAACAAUAAAGAGCUUCCCAAGAAGAAAUCCAGUAAAAAAGAGGCGAUGAAAAACAACCAGCCCCCCAACCUUCCGCCCAUCCUCGGCCUGGAAGACGACCCGGCGGGCUCGUCGGCCUCGUCGGAGAAAUGCAAGCCCAUGACGUACGAAGAAAAGAGGCAACUCAGUCUGGACAUCAAUAAGCUUCCCGGCGACAAACUGGGCCGCGUGGUCCACAUCAUCCAGUCGAGAGAGCCCUCGCUCAAGAACUCCAACCCCGACGAGAUCGAGAUUGACUUUGAGACGCUCAAGCCUUCCACUCUGCGAGAGCUGGAGCGCUACGUGUCCACGUGCCUUCGCAAGAAAAAGAAGGGCGGAGCUGAGAAAUCUCUGGAGUCUAUGGUUUCUUCCAAAAAGCCGGGAUCUUCUUCAGACAGCAGCGGCUCCAGCUCCGAUAGCGAAACCGAAGCUCCGGGGAUGAUGAAAGCGCUAAAGAAGAAGGCCCAACCUGUGAAGGAGAGCAAGAAGACUCAUUCGCACAUGCCGGGCGCCCCCGCUCUGCUUGCGCUUCAUCCGCAAGUGGCGGCUUUUCAGCCUCCGAUGAAGCAGCAUCAUCCCCCCCCUCCUCUGGACUACAUGCCCCCUCCCGUAGCCGCCCUGGAGUCUUCCCAAAUGCUGGAGAACAGCUUCGAUCCCUUGCCGUCGUUCGGCCAGCCCCUCAUGCAUCUUUCCCACCACACGGGAAACUCCUCGUCCCCCGCCCCGCCUCAGCUCAGCGCCAACAACGCCGGGCCGGUGUCCCCCGAGACGCACCCCUUCCUCAACCACCCCAUUCUGCCCUCUCCAGCCUUGCACACUUCCAUGCCUCAGCAGCCGUCUCGACCGAGUCACAAGGCAGCGCCUCUUCAUCCCAAACUUCCCCAGCAGCAGCAACAGCUAGCGCCACCCCAGCAGCAGCCAGUGUUGCAGCAGCAGCCGACAUUGCAGCAGCCUGCGUUGCAGCAGCCUGCGUUGCAGCAGCCUGCGUUGCAGCAUCCCCCUCUCCAGCCUCAGUUGGCGGCCCCUCCGCCGCAUCAGCUUCCCCCGCAGAUCCUCCACCCUCCUCAGCCCAUGCAUCAGCGGCCCCUGUCCCCGCCCACACUCACGCCGCAAGGCUUGCUGUCUUCCCAGCCUCCCCAGAUGCUGCUGGAGGACGACGACGAGUCGAUCUCCUCGGCGCCCCUCAACCAAGUGCAAUUGUACCUGCAGCAGUUCCAACAAGCCCGUCAGCCCCAGCAGUCUUUGCAGUCGCUCCAGGCGCAGGCUCGUCAGCAGCAGCAGCAGCAAGCGGGACAACACUCGUCUCUGCUCCAGUCAAUCCAGAGCCAACCCCAACUCUCCUCCCAAGCCACGCUGCCCACUCCCCAGCUCCCGCUUCAGGUGCAGGCUCCGGUAGCCCUGCCGCAUCAAGCCCCGUCCCAGCAGAUGUCCCUCCACCAGAGUCGCCACCUGCCGCCUCAGCAGCAAGCGCCGGCGCCCCCGCAGCAGCAACAGCAGCAGCUGAACUACCAGCAGGUUUCCACGCUCAUCGGUCAGCCUCAGGGGCCUUCACACAAGGUGGCCAUGGCCACCGGCAACAAAGCACAGCAGAUCAUCCAGCCCCCGGAGCAGCUGUCCCCUCGGCCGCCCAAGCCGGACCUUUUCAUCGGAGGUCACAUGAGGGACAACCCAUCCCCUCUAAUGAUGCAUUCCCCGCAACUUCCUCAGUACCCGCCCGUGUCUCACCAGUCUCCGCCUCACAAUAUGCAGUCCAAAAAGCCGAGGGUGCCCGGCAAUCAAGUAGCGCUCAAAGACGACAAACUUCCCCCCUCACCCGUGAUGAGAGGAGAGCCUUUCAACCCAGCCAUGAGGCCCGAGCAUCACAAGCAUCCCGACAGCAAGCCCACUCAGCCGGGCCUCGGCCAACAGAAUGUGAGGUCCUUGGACAGCUCUCGGCCUGUCAUCCGCUCUUCUGAGCCCAGCAUACCGCCGCCCUCCCUGCAAGACAAGGAGAAGUUCAAGCAGGACUCCAAGGCUCCCUCUGCACCCAAAAAGGAUGUGAAACUGAAGAACAUGGGCUCGUGGGCCAGUCUUGCCCAGAAGUCCACGUCGACGCCGAUGUCCGCAGUCAAGUCGUCGAGCGACAGCUUCGAGCAGUUCCGCCGGGCCGCCCGCGAGAAGGAGGAGCGGGAGAAGGCGCUGAAAGCGCAAGCCGAGCAGGCGGAAAAAGACCGAAUGCGCCGAGAGCAGGACAAACUUCGAGGUCGAGAUGAUGACGAUGUCCUGGAGACGAGCAGGAGGGUGCACGAGGAACCGCGCAGGCGUCUGGAGCAGCAGCAGCAGCAGCAGCACAUCCAAGUGCCCCCACAGCAGCCCGAGCCUCCGCCAGCUGUGAUCCGAACGCCCCCCCAGCAGCAGCAGCCGCCGCCGCAGCAGCAGCCGCCACCCCAGCCCCCUACGCCGCCUCAGCCCGCCGCCGUCCAAAGCCCACUCGACCAGCAGAGGGAGAUGGCCCGCCGACGGGAACAGGAGAGGAGGCGGCGAGAAGCGAUGGCAGCAACAAUUGACAUGAAUUUCCAAAGUGACUUAAUGGCGAUCUUUGAGGAGAACAUCUUCUGAGGAGACGAGGAAUGGAAAGAGGAGGAGAAGGAAAGGAAACAAACUGCAAAUCAAGACCCCCUCCCGACACACACACAAAAAGAGAGGACAAGUAACUUUUUUAAAGAGGGACGACUGAGCGAACGUCACGUCAUCAUUAUCAUCACCUCCCUUUGGGAGAAAGACGCCAUGUCGGUACUCUUUGCCUUUUUUGCCUCCGCCAUCUUGCGGGGGGGGGGGGGUGGUGGUGGAGGG
Syngnathus typhle (broad-nosed pipefish) is the source of this 5599-nucleotide messenger RNA. It is a transcript of the gene brd4, whose product is annotated as bromodomain containing 4. The coding region runs from base 746 to 5365 and encodes 1539 amino acids. Lineage: Eukaryota; Metazoa; Chordata; Actinopteri; Syngnathiformes; Syngnathidae. Gene Ontology annotation, cellular component: chromatin; nucleus. The transcript has 19 exons. Gene Ontology annotation, biological process: chromatin remodeling; positive regulation of transcription elongation by RNA polymerase II. The record is from RefSeq and is a predicted model, not a curated record.